This is a messenger RNA of Oppia nitens, 505 nucleotides long. RefSeq lists its product as uncharacterized. The record is from RefSeq and is a predicted model, not a curated record. Lineage: Eukaryota; Metazoa; Arthropoda; Arachnida; Sarcoptiformes; Oppiidae. Bases 1 to 459 code for a protein of 152 amino acids. The transcript has 2 exons.
AUGAAAUCUACAUUAUUAUCGAUAAAGUUUAUCACAGUUUUGAUUGUUAUACUAGUCGUUAGUAUAGAUAAUGUCCAAAAUCAGUCAAUGGAUGCAAUCGGGUUGUUGGCCUCGUGCGGUAACCAAUGCUGGAAACAGGACCCGCACACCAAUAAGUCACCCGAAACUAUCAAUCCGGGACCCGAACCCGGAUUGGAUACGGUUGUUGUCCGUUGUAUGCAACAGUGUUUUGCGGAGAAAACCAAAAAACCGAAUAAAGACGAGAAGUUGCCGCCGAUACAGAUCCUGAAGAUUAAGGUAUCGGCAUAUUGUGGACAUAUAUGCUAUACAAAUAAUAAAUUGGCGAAACGGGCACUGGAUUAUUGUUAUGCCGGUUGUCUGGGAACUAUACUACAGUCGGCAAAAGUUACGGCCCAACAACAAAAUAACAACAACAACAACAACCGUACAAUUGGAUAAUCAUUUAAAUUUAUUUUUUAAUAAUAAUAAUAAUAAUAAUAAUAAA